Messenger RNA from Fukomys damarensis (Damara mole-rat), 1600 nucleotides. It is a transcript of the gene Egfl8, whose product is annotated as EGF like domain multiple 8. Gene Ontology annotation, molecular function: calcium ion binding; signaling receptor binding. NCBI's taxonomy places the organism in Eukaryota, Metazoa, Chordata, Mammalia, Rodentia, Bathyergidae. The transcript has 9 exons. Gene Ontology annotation, cellular component: extracellular region; cell surface. The record is from RefSeq and is a predicted model, not a curated record. The coding region runs from base 313 to 1206 and encodes 297 amino acids. Gene Ontology annotation, biological process: anatomical structure development.
GGGUACUGGUGGUAUUCAGAGCUGGGUCCAGAGUUUGGGGGUUUCUGGGGGCUGGGAAGCGUCUCCAAGGGAGCCCUUUACUGCAGGGGGUGAGGGCAGUGGGACCUGACCCGGCUGAGCCCACCAGGCUGGAGCUGAGAAGGACGCUUGUGGGAGGGGGCAGGAGCUGGAGGACUCCUCUGGCCCAGCCCCUCCUCUCCUUCCCAGCCGGCGGCCCACCCUCCAGUCUCUCCAGUCUGAGCUGGCAACUGCUGAGGCUGGGCUGCCUGAAGUCUCCAGGUCUCCCGGAGAGAGGGGAAGCCAGCCCACAGCAUGGAGUCCCCGAGAAUCGUGGGGCCCUGGGUUGAGCUGCGAGCUCUCUUAGGCGGACUCUCUUUCCUCCUGCUGCUGCUGUCAGGCCAGGGGGCCAAGGGUGCCUCCCUCAAGGAGAGACAGGGGGUCUGCUCCAAGCAGACUCUGGUGGUCCCGCUGCGCUACAAUGAGUCUUACAGCCAGCCAGUGUUCAAGCCCUACCUGACCCUGUGUGCCGGGAGGCGCGUUUGCAGCACCUACAGGACCGUGUACCGCUUGGCCUGGCGGGAGGUAAGGCGCGAGGUGCAGCAGACCCAUGCCUUGUGCUGCCAGGGCUGGAGGAAGCGACACCCAGGGGCGCUCACCUGUGAAGCCGUCUGUGCCAAGCCCUGCCGGAACGGAGGAGUCUGCAUAGGGCCAGACCAGUGCGAGUGUGCCCCCGGCUGGGGCGGGAAACACUGCCACGUGGACGUGGAUGAAUGCAGGACCGGGAUCGCCCUGUGCUCACACCGCUGUCUCAACACGGCGGGCAGCUUCACCUGCGGCUGCCCUCAAGGCCAGGUGCUGGGUCCUGAUGGGCUCAGGUGCGCUGAGGGCGCCCCAGGGCGCCCCACUAGCGCCAGCAUCCUCAGUGUGGCAGUCCGGGAAGCAGAGGAGGAAGGCAAGGAGAGCUCCCUGAGGCAGGAGGUCGGUGAGCUACGAGGGCGCCUGGAGCAGCUGGAGCAGUGGGCCGGCCAGGCUGGGGCCUGGGUCCGUGCAGUGCUGCCCAUGCCGCCUGAGGAGCUGCAGCCCGAAAAGGUGGCGGAGCUGUGGGGCCGGGGUGACAGGAUCGACUCUCUCAGCGACCAAGUGCUGCUGCUGGAGGAGAGACUGGGCGCCUGCUCCUGUGAGGACAACAGCCUCCACCAUGGAUAAGAGGCCUCAGCAGCCCCUCCUGCUAACAUACAGAAACCACCGACUAAUUCCUGGGAUUGGCAACUGGAGUUGCAGAUAGAGCCAUCCAGAUCAAGGGACAGGGAGCCACGGUGACCCUGGCAGCCAGCCUGCUGCCCUGGGCAGGCUGUCUGGGCCAGGUCCGCUUCUUUAGCACUUAACAGACACAGCCAGGAGACACCCACUUUCUCUCUCUUUAUUCUGGGCUGCCUGCUGUCAUCCAGAUAAUUAAUAAAAAUCAACCACACAAAACUGAGCCCCCCUCUCCUUUGCUCCCAGCCUACCUCCCCAGUCACGGAAACAGGACUGGAGGCGGGGGCGGGGGGAGCGGCCAACGCCACUUCCAGAAAUGAAAACGUUUGAGGGGGAAGCCUCA